Molecule: messenger RNA, 1158 nt
Organism: Colletotrichum higginsianum IMI 349063
Lineage: Eukaryota; Fungi; Ascomycota; Sordariomycetes; Glomerellales; Glomerellaceae
Product: Pepsinogen c
Exons: 3
Coding region: 1-1158 (385 amino acids)
Biological process (GO): proteolysis
Cellular component (GO): fungal-type vacuole
Molecular function (GO): aspartic-type endopeptidase activity
Source: RefSeq, a predicted model, not a curated record
AUGGCGUCCGUCACCCGCUUCUUCUCGGCGGCUGCGGUCGUGUCCGUGGCUGCGGCCGCGGUGCUCGACCUCCCCAUCAUCGUGCAGAACGGCUACAAGACUGUCGAGAUCGACAUCGGCACGCCGGCCAAGACCUACCGUCUCCUCUUCGACACGGGCAGCUCGUCUUCCUGGGCGGUCGACAGCGAGUGCGCGAGAUCGACUUGCGCCAACGUCAGCGGCUACGACCGCGUCGGCUACAGCAUCAACGCCUCGACCAGCGGCUCCUACACCGGCGGCUACGCCGACAUCGCCUACCUCGGCGGCGACACGGCCGGGCCGACCGUCUCGGAGACGUGGGCGGCCAGCGGCAUCAGCUGGCGGCAGGACUUCAUCGCGGCCAACGAGACCAACUGGGCGGCCAUGGCCGGCGACGGCUUCCUGGGCCUCGGCUUCAGCUCCAUCAUCGACGGCGGCGCCAACACGGUGGUCGAGACGCUCAUGGCGCAGGGCCUGCUCGACGAGGCCAAGUUCGGCAUCUACUACGGCACCGAGCACAACCAGACCGGGGGCGAGCCGGGCGACGGCGUGCUCACCAUCGGCGGCUCGCGCGCGGCGGACUUUGUCGACGGCGAGCUCGUCACGGUGCCCGUCACGCGCGUCGACGGCGGGUACGACGUGUGGCGGACCACGAUGCUGGCGAUCAACGGCACGCGGACGACGGCGGCGGACGGCAGCGUCGUCGAGACGGAGACGAGCUUCGACUUUGACAGGGUCGUCUUCGACACGGGCGCGGGCUCCAUCACGCUGCCGACGGAGAAGAACCUCGCGGCGUACGAGUCCAUCGGGUGGAACUACACGGCCAUCCUGCGCGGCGAGCACGUCCCGCUCUGCAGCGAGUUCAACGCGACGUGGUCCUUCAAGUUCACCUUCGGCGACUACCGCGACCCGCAGACGGUCGAGGUCACGGGCGACCAGCUGCGGCGGCCGGGGUUCGCGUACCGGGACGACGCGUGCUGGCCGCCAUUCCAGGACGGCGGGGCCGGGCUCGUCCUCAUCGGCACGCCGUUCCUGCGCAACUUCUACACCGUCUGGGACUACGGCGCGGCGGCGAACGAGACGGAGAUAGGGCGGUUCGACCCCAAGUUGUCGUUUGGGAAGCUGAAGAAGGGGAACUGA